This is a messenger RNA of Knipowitschia caucasica, 1413 nucleotides long. The record is from the annotation of a GenBank genome assembly. Lineage: Eukaryota; Metazoa; Chordata; Actinopteri; Gobiiformes; Gobiidae.
AUGGCGCACAUUCCCAGCGCUCAGCAGCAGCAGCAGCCACACCUGCCCCAGGAUUACUUCAGGUCCGUGAGCAGUGAGUCCACGGCUUACAUGAUGGUCCCAGCUCCAGCGGGAGUCUCUGGGGGUCCGGCCCGGGUCAGGGGCUCCAGAGAGGCCCCCGUGUCUCGCGCCUGGGUGGCCCUGGUGGUGGUCGUGGUGGUGGUGCUCCAGGUGGCCUCCACUACCGGACUGUUCGUGUACCUCAACAUGUCCAUCUCCCAGACCCAGACCCUGCUGCUGUUGGCUCAGCUGCAGCCGCCUCGCUCGGCUCAGCGUGACGCAUGGACAUAUGAAACGUACAGUUCAUACCUGGACUCUGGCUCAGACCUGGACUCUGGCUCUGACCUGGACUCUGGCUCAGACCUGGACUCUGGCUCAGACCUGGACUCUCGUUCAGACCUGGACUCUGGCUCUGACCUGGACUCUGGCUCAGACCUGGACUCUCGCUCAGACCUGGACUCUCGUUCAGACCUGGACUCUGGCUCUGACCUGGACUCUCGGUCAGACCUGGACUCUCGCUCAGACCUGGACUCUGGCUCAGACCUGGACUCUCGCUCAGACCUAGACUCUGGCUCAGACCUGGACUCUCGCUCAGACCUGGACUCUCACUCAGACCUAGACUCUGGCUCUGACCUGGACUCUCGGUCAGACCUGGACUCUCGCUCAGACCUGGACUCUGGCUCUGACCUGGACUCUCGCUCAGACCUGGACUCUCACUCAGACCUGGACUCUGGCUCAGACCUGGAAUCUCGACCUGGACUCCCGCUCAGACCUGGACUCUCGCUCAGACCGGACUCUGGCUCAGACCUGGACUCUCACUCAGACCUAGACUCUGGCUCAGACCUGGACUCUCGCUCAGACCUGGACUCUCGCUCAGACCUGGACUCUCGCUCAGACCUGGACUCUCGCUCAGACCUGGACUCUCGCUCAGACCUAGACUCUGGCUCAGACCUGGACUCUCGCUCAGACCUGGACUCCCGCUCAGACCUGGACUCCCGCUCAGACCUGGACUCUGGCUCAGACUGGACUCUCGCUCAGACCUGGACUCUGGCUCAGACCUGGACUCUCGCUCAGACCUGGACUCUCGCUCACACCUGGAACCUGGACUCUCGCUCACACCUGGACUCUCGCUCAGACCUGGACUCUGGCUCAGACCUGGACUCUCGCUCAGACCUGGACUCUCGCUCAGACCUAGACUCUGGCUCAGACCUGGACUCCCGCUCAGACCUGGACUCCCGCUCAGACCUGGACUCUGGCUCAGACUGGACUCUCGCUCAGACCUGGACUCUGGCUCAGACCUGGACUCUCACUCACACCUGGACUCUGGCUCAGACCUGGACUCUCGCUCAGACCUGGACUCUCGCUCAGACCUAG